Messenger RNA from Candidula unifasciata, 334 nucleotides. The record is from the annotation of a GenBank genome assembly. NCBI's taxonomy places the organism in Eukaryota, Metazoa, Mollusca, Gastropoda, Stylommatophora, Geomitridae.
AUGCUGAGACUGCUUCUAGUCCUGGUGCUGACUGCAACGUCGGUUCUCGCCGGCUGCGGUCAGGGCUGGCCACAGUUUGAAGAUUUCUGUUUCAUCUUCAGCGAGGCAUCAGCGUCGUGGCAAGAUGCUUUGGCUGUCUGCAAUACUUACGGUGGCCGACUAGUGAAUGAUGACAGCUCAGAGAAACACGAGUGGAUAGUUGAGCAGCUGAGAGCACAAAAGAUGACCAAAGCCUGGAUAGGCGGAUCUAAAAGCAGUUCUGGAGUUUGGCAGUGGGUGCCAGGGGAGGAACCGCUGAGUUUCACUAACUGGGCACCAGGAGAGCCCAAUUACG